CAGCAGAGCAAGAAGCGAGCCCUUGCUGCAGGACCUUGUCAGGACGAGCGCUGCAGACGUGUGCGUGUAGACGUUGGAGGCGCCACCACGAGUAAAAUGAAGUGGCUUUGGAUCUUGUGUCUCGUGCUGCCGCUCAUAGCGGCAGAAGACCUUUCUCUCGUUGGCCAACCAGAAAAUGACUACGAUACCGAGGAUGACAUGGCCGCUGACCCCAACAGCAAUAACACCGGCGCUACGCUGGACGUGAGGGGAAUGAGGCCAAUGCCGAGUGGCACCAGGGUGAGGAGGCCACCGCUGCCGCCACCGGCGUCUGGCUCCGGGCGCCGUUACGAGGCGCGACCCACCAGCGCCCCCAAGGCCGGCCUGGAGGCCCAGAAGGCGAUCCGCGAUGAGGGGGGCUGCAUGUUGCCCGAGAGCGACCUGGGCGUGUUGUGCCCGACGGGCUGCGAGCUGCGCGAGGAGCUCCUGAAGCAGCGCGACCCGGUGCGCUACAAGAUCUCAAUGCUCAAGCAGAACCUCACCUACUUCAUCAACAGCUUCGACCGCAUGGCCGCCGACUCCAACACGCUCAAGCAGAACGUGCAGACGCUGCGCAGACGCCUCAACGCUCGCAGCAGCACCCACGUGGAUGCGCAGAAGGAGAUAGAGAACCGCUACAAGGAGGUGAAGAUCCGCAUCGAGUCAACGGUGGCCGGCUCGCUGCGCUCCAUGAAGUCCGUGAUGGAGCACCUGCGAGCCAAGAUGCAGCGCAUGGAGGAGGCCAUCAAGACGCAGAAGGAGCUGUGCAGCGCGCCUUGCACCGUCAGCUGUCACGUGCCCGUCGUGUCCGGAAUGCACUGUGAGGACAUCUAUCGAAACGGUGGCCGCACAAGUGAAGCGUACUACAUCCAGCCGGACCUCUUCUCAAAGCCCUACAAGGUGUUCUGCGACAUGGACAGCCACGGAGGAGGCUGGACCGUCGUCCAGAACCGAGUGGAUGGCAGCUCCAACUUCGCGAGAGACUGGAACACCUACAAGGCUGGGUUUGGAAACAUUGCCUUCGAUAACGGGAAGUCCAUUUGCAACAUUCCAGGCGAGUACUGGCUGGGCACGGAAACCGUUCACCAGCUGACUAAGCAGCACACGCAGCAGGUGCUGUUCGACAUGAGCGACUGGGAGGGCAGCAGCGUGUACGCUCAGUACGCCAGCUUCCGGCUGGAGAACGAGGCGCAGGGCUACCGCCUUUGGGUGGAGGAUUACAGCGGCAACGCAGGCAACGCACUGCUGGAUGGGGCCACGCAGCUCAUGGGCGACAACCGCACCAUGACCAUCCACAACGGCAUGCAGUUCAGCACCUUCGACCGAGACAACGACAACUGGAACCCCGGCGACCCGACCAAGCACUGCUCGCGCGAGGACGCUGGUGGUUGGUGGUACAAUCGCUGCCAUGCAGCCAAUCCCAACGGCCGCUACUACUGGGGCGGCAUCUACACCAAGGAGCAGGCGGACUACGGCACGGACGACGGCGUUGUGUGGAUGAACUGGAAGGGCUCCUGGUAUUCCAUGCGCCAGAUGGCCAUGAAGCUUCGACCCAAGUGGCCCUAGCCGUUAUUCUGUCAAUUUUUAAAAUAUACUCUCACGAGCCCUUUUGAUGCGUUGACGGGUUGUUCCGCGUCUUUGCCGGCAUGACCCCAAAAAACAUCGGAGAGCCAUACAGCACAAUCUUGAAAAGCUACGUGGAGGCGUACUUUCAUAAGGCCCGCGAAAUUUCCAUGGGAUUAUUUUCAAAAAUCAGUUUGAACUUCCAUCAAAAUGAUUGUGUUUUUUGAUAGGGUACAGGACCAUUCUGGUUUGCAGCAGGGUUUUGGAGUUGUAGAAACUGAAUGCAUAGAAUUAUAUUGUGGGAUGUGAUUAAAUAUGUGGCCGUCAAUGAGAUACUGAGUAUGUCAAUUUUAUGUGACAAGUGAGGAAGCUGUCCGCAAUGAUGAAGGCUAAAACAAAGAGUGCAGUGAGUAAAACUAACAAUCAUGCCUUGUUCCCCACAGAGCCAUCUCUGUUGCAUUUUGAAUUCCGAUUAAAAAUAACGCUUACAACAAAAGUAAAAAAAAAGAAAUACAAAGGGGCUUUGUUUGGAGUUGUACUGUCAGCGCCUUGAAAAAUAAUGCAUUUUAAAUUAAGUGUUAAAAGAAAGCCGGUGCAUUUCUGUUCUAUUUGACCUAUUUCCAAGGGAGGGCCCCCGCCUCCUCCCCCAGAACAAUAUCUUAACUUUAUCAAAAAAAACAAUGAAAAUAAAAAAAUAUAAAAAGUUGAAGGUCUUUUCUUCCAUGGCUGUAUACAUUGACUGAGGCUGUUUGACAUCAAUGAGAGUGACUUCAAACACCAAUAAAAAUGAGCACCUGUCUAUGCUCCAUAAGCUUA
Lethenteron reissneri (Far Eastern brook lamprey) is the source of this 2397-nucleotide messenger RNA. RefSeq names its product fibrinogen beta chain (gene FGB). The record is from RefSeq and is a predicted model, not a curated record. Gene Ontology annotation, molecular function: extracellular matrix structural constituent; protein-macromolecule adaptor activity; signaling receptor binding. Gene Ontology annotation, cellular component: fibrinogen complex. Gene Ontology annotation, biological process: blood coagulation, common pathway; positive regulation of heterotypic cell-cell adhesion; protein polymerization. Lineage: Eukaryota; Metazoa; Chordata; Hyperoartia; Petromyzontiformes; Petromyzontidae.